GUAAUGCUAAGCUGUAGUUAUGUGUUUACUAGAUUUUUUAUACAUAGCUAAUUCUCAGAAGAAUACUAUUACUUCGAUGAUUUAAAAUUUCUGAUUAUUUUUCUUUUGAAUCAUUAUGCGCAUAUAUAUAUUUAUUUUAAAUUAUUCCCAACGGAUUCCAAUGAUUGAAGAAUUUCUUCCUGGGGACACCGUAUGAUCGAGCAUUCAUUAGGAUGCUAUCUCUCCGUAUUUUGACAGUUGACUCGUACCAGUGCUCUCCUGUUAAAGAAUACGAUGUUUGCUAUUCAGAUUUUCGCGGUAGCGAAAUUUAUAAAGUUCCCGUUAUUCGAGUGGUGGGCAAUACUCCUGCAGGUCAGAAAGGAUGCCUACAUAUACAUGGUGUUUUUCCAUACCUUAGUGUUCGCUGUAAAGAUGUCUUUCCUGGUAUUGAUGUUAAGAGCUCCCGUGAAUAUACCCAAAAAUUAGCUUUAGAAAUUGAUAAAGCUCUCAAUGUUGAAGAAAGAAAAACAGCUUCGAAUCCUCACCAUGUAUAUAAUAUAGAAGUUACCCAACGUCUAUGUUUAUACGGUUACCAUGAAGAGAAGGAGGAUUUCCUCAAAAUUUAUUUUUAUAAUCCUAUUGAUGUAAUGAGAACUGCAAAUAACUUAACAAAUUGUAAAGUACUGAACAAAUUUAUACAGCCACAUGAAGCCCACAUUCCUUUUAUUUUGCAGUUUUUCAUUGAUCAUAAUCUAUUUGGUAUGAACUUUAUAAAAACUUCAUCUUUCAAAUUUCGAGCUUCAGGAGAAACAUACAUUGCAGCCACAUCACCCUUAAGGAAUCAAGAUAUUUCAAACAGUGAUGAUAGUGAUAUUGCUAAUAAAGUUUGGGAUGUUACUUCCUUAAGCAGCUCUCAAAUCAAUGGCUUACCAAGAGAGUCUGUCUGUGAGUUAGAAGCUGAUUGCUGCAAAAGUGAUAUUAUAAAUAAAAAGGAAAUCUCAUCUCAACAUGGUAACAAUCCAGGACUUCAGUCUAUUUGGGCUGAAGAAAGGCUAAGAAGACAAACAAAAAAUGAGGCAUCUCAAAUUUCUUUUGAAGAAAGCCAAGAAAGAAGUAGAGUACAAACACAAAAUGAAGUUCUAUAUAAAAGGCUGGAGAAUAUAUUACAUGAAAGAGAGGAAAGCAUUAACUUAAAUAAAACUGAAGAAAUCGAUGAGUCCAAUUUUCCAGAUUCGCAGAGCACUCUUUCAAACAAAUCGCUUUCUGAUUUAUUUGGUCUAAGUAAUACAGAGGAUAACCAACUACUACAAGUAUUUAUGGACCUUGCCAACAGUCAAUCAAACAUGCCUGAUGAAGACAGUAUAUUAGGGACCAAGAAUGAAAUAUCCAAAGAAGAUGAUGAAGCAGAAGAAGCUGAAAUGUCUCAGAGAGAUGACUUCUUUCACAAUCUAUCUUCAUCAUUUGUUUCUUGUGACGAAGUAAGCACAGAUAUGAGAGAUGCAAUUAACGUCCAUCAAUUGGAUGGAACAUAUGAUGAUGAAGAUUCUGCAAGUUUUGUUCCAAAACUGUCAAAAGAAGGUGGUGACAUAACCCCUCGUUGCCAAAGUGACUCAAAUUUUAGUGAUGAGCCCCCAAUAUUAGAGCCAGAAAAUGAUCUCACUGCUUGUGUCACUAAUAAUGAGAAAAGCCUUGAGAGAAAUUCGACAGAUUCAAAUAUCACUGCACCAAGUCAUUUUACUACAUCUCAAGAUGAAAAAGAGAAAACAGUGCUUCCAUCUGAGAACAAGGUUGUUGAGCAAAUUACAUGCAUAGAAGAACCUAAGUUGUCAAAAGUAGAGUCUCCUGAACAAAAACAGAACUUGUUUUUGCCAUGGAAAUCUGUUGAUUGCGGUGCAUUUUUGAAAAAUAGAUCAAAUUUAGAGGAUUGUGCGAUGUCAGAAAAAUGUUCAAAAACUCCUACAGAAAUAACUAGGGCAUUUCAAACUUCCAUUGUUAAACCAUGCUGCGUGUCCCUUAUUAGGAAUAAAUUCCUCGAUCAAUAUGUUCAAUCUAAGUCUUCAGAAAUUUCAUUAGAAAAUCAGAUUACUCUUGAAGCUCACAGUAAGCUUAAAGCAGACCUGAAAGAUUUACCUCCUAUGCCAGAAUUUAAAAGAGAGGAAAAGAAAGAUGGUAAAUAUGAACCAUCAGAUAAUGCUGUGAAAAAUACCAAACCAUCAGUAUCAUGUGAAACUAUUUCUGAGGAUAGUGUUAGUACCAAUUCAUCAGGGCUUAGUAUAGAAACAAAUACUAGAGACUUUGUUCCACUAUUUCCGACUGAUAAGGAAUUGCCACGAAAAGAUGAGUCCAGUGAAAUGUCGACUGUUACCCCAUUUACUGAAUCCAUUUUCAUGCCUCCCAUUCAAAUAAAACAAGAACCUUUAUCUCCUGUAAAUGAUGAAGGUGAUGAUAUAAUUUACAAUCCUUAUGCAGAUACAAAUCUGUUUGACUAUAAAUGUCAAGAAUCAACAAAUUCAUUCUGUGAAUCUUAUAGGCAGUUUGAACCUGAUGUUUUCUCAAAUAGUUUUGGGAAUUCGUUUUUUUCCAAACACAGUUCAAUUGAGAAAUCAUUUUCCAGUCUUUCAAAUAGUACUGAAAGUAGCAAUUUGUUGCCUUUAAUUGACACCUCCAUCGUUAAGGUAGAAGAAGCAGAAUUUAUUUUGCCUGAUUCCAAUCAAAGCUCUUCAACCCACAGUAGCAAAGUGGGUAGUGAAUAUGUUAGGUUAAAAAAAUUAUCUGAUGCCGAUAUUUUAAAUUAUACAUCGAAAUCUUCUGACUGUAAUGACAAAUUUGCUGGAAAAACUACUGCUAAGUCCAGUGUUAAAAGUUCAUCCAAACGUAAGCAUCUGUCAUCUUCCAAACACAGAAGAUCAGAAAAAAGUAAAAAGGAUCAUAUCAAAUGUAUUAAUUCGAAAUAUAUUGAUCCAACAAAAAAGUACCCAGAAAAUUCCUCUGACUUAAACAUUAGCAAAGAGAUCAGUCAAAACAUGGUUUCAAAACCUAAAGAAAUCAAAAAUUUUCAAAAUGAAAUAGCGUCUAUGGUAAAUGCAGCUAUGGACUCAUUUCCUACAAAUGAUGGUUUAGAUAAUAUUUUAAUUAGUAAUGAUAACUCACUAUAUUCUGAUGCAUCUAAUAACAUCCCUCCACAUAGUACUUUGCAAAGUUUUGGAUUAAGCCAUAACUCUGCAAAAAAGCUUAAAAGUUCUAAAUUAAGUAAUUCUAAAACAAACUCCUUUCAACCAGACUUUAUGAAAUCUUCUAUGUGUGAAGUGCCAUUGCCAAUCUUUAAUGGGACACUUAUCAGCCAUAAAAGUGUUCAUGCCAUUGAACCAGUUGAGAACUCUACUACAAAGCAGGAUCGAAUGAACCAGCUUGAAUUCAAACAAAUCCAUCCAUCUGGUGCUAACCUUUCUAAAAAGAGCUCAAAAAAUUCAGGUACUAAGACUAAAGGUGAGAAUCAUGGAAAAACAGAUAAAUUCAGCGAAGAAGAAUCGUUAAAUAAAUCAAAAGCUGAUCAUUUUGAUAAACUUGUAGUAGAAGCUAACUCAUUUUCUAAUGAGCAGAGACUUAAAACGGCAACAUCUUCCAAAAAUUCUAAAGUUUCUCAAAGUUCUCUUAUGAAUUUAGAUAAAGCAAGCUCCUCAAAGCUUUCUAAAAAGGCAGUGGAAGAUUUUAAACGGAAUCCAAAAGAAAAGCUAGAUAAAAACAGGAAGUUUGCAAGUGGCAAAAACAAAAAAGUUGAAAACGACAAAAGCAAAAAAGUAGAAAGUGACAAAAGCAAAAAAGUAGAAAGUGACAAAAGCAAGAAAGUUGAAACCGACAAAAGCAAAAAAGUGGAAAGCGACAAAAGCAAAAAAGUGGAAAGCGACAAAAGCAGGAAAGUUGAAAAAGACAUGUGCAAGAAGGUUGUAGUUGACAAAGUCAAAAAAGUUGAAAGCGACAGAAGCAAAAAAGUUGAAAGUGACAGAAGCAAAAAAGUUGAAAGCGACAGAAGCAAAAAAGUUGAAAGUGAUAAAAGUAAGAAAGUUGAAAGAGAUAAAAGCAAGAAAGAUGAAAGCGUCAAAAGUAAGAAAAUUGAAAGUGACAAAAGCUCUAAAGUUGAAAAUGACAAGAGUAAGAAGGUUGGAAGCGACAAGAGCAAGAAAGGUGAAAGGGAAAAAAGCAAAAAAGUUGGAAGUGAUGUAAGCAAGAAAAGUGAGAGUGACAAAAACCAGAAAAUUGAAAGUGAAAAAAGCAAAAAGAUGGAAAAUGAUAAAAACAAAAAUACCAAAAGCAAAGAAAUUAAAUCUCUUUCUUUGAAGAAGAACAAACAAAAAUUAAAUGAAACUAUGGAAUCUUUAAUCCAGUUAGAUACUUCUGUUUCACCAACAAAUUUUGUAAAAGCAGUCGAAGAUAUUAAAGGAAAUUCUAAAGAAAAUUUGCAGUUAUCUCCCGAUAAAAACAAGGUAGCUGAUAAUGACAAAAGCAAAAGUUCAAAACAAAAAGAAAUUAAAUCCCUUUCUUUGAAAAAGAAUAAGCAAAACUUAAAUAGGAAUACUGCCUCUAAUCCUCCCAAAAAGUUAGUUAAUUAUAGACUGCAAGAUGAUAGCAUGCUAACUGAAGGAAAGCCAAAUUUAAUUGCUGAUCCCAAACAAGAUUCUGUGCAGGCAUUAAAACAAGACCAACUGAAAAACUCAACUAACUCUCUUCUUAAUAAAGGUACUGAAAAUAUACCAGAUAUGUUAAAAACUGCAAGCAUGCUUGGAACAAGUAAUGCGAAAAGUCUUCCACAAAAAGAAGUUGCCUUGCCCGCAAAACUGCCUGUUGUAAAGCUUCAAAAAUUAUCUUACAGUGAAUUAAUUAAAUAUAAAAAUACAACAAAAGAGGAGCUGCCAGAAGCUGUUGACACAUCAUCCUCUCACUGUAGUUUAUCUUUUAAAGUUGAAAAUGAUUGUACUGUAAAAGCAGAAAACAAAACUCACUCUUUUGAAUCAGGGAAAUUAAAGAAGCAUUCAAAAAAAUCCUCUGAAGGAUUGAUUAGUAAAAAUAUUAAGUCUGUCGAAAGGUGUGUAAAAUGCAAGAAAAAAGCAUUUAAAUGUAAGUGCCAAGAUAGCUUUCUAAAUAAGAAAACUAAUGAAUGUAAUUCAGUCACUUAUCUAAAAGAAAAGUGUUCUGAUGAUAUGACGUUUAGAGAUAAAGAACUUGACAAAAGAAAUUUACCUGAAAAUGAUUUAUCUCAUAAAGCACCAAUUUUUUCAAGCCAUAACUCCAAUGAAAAUGCUGAAUUCAGUUUCCGUACAUCAUCAUUUAGAGACACUAAUGAAAAUGAACAACUUUCUGGGGAGAAUUCGUCCAAAUCAGAAACUGCUCAUAACAUUCAAGAUAAUGGUAUUAUUUCACCCAGAGGAAAUAAUUGCCUUAAUGAAGUAACUAAUGAUGGUUCACUAGAAUGUCAAGAAACACAGCUCAUUUUGGAAGGUGAUACAAAGAAUGUAAUUUCUGAUAACUCUAUUGAAAAACACUCUGACAUAGGUUCUGAGAAAUGUGUCUCAGAUUCUUAUGAAUCUAAAGAUACUAAGGAGAAUUCAUCUGAUAGCAGUACAGCAAACAGCAAUGAGAAUCAAAUUUUAAUAAAUAUUGAACCUGAACUUUCAAUAAAUCAAAGUAUGCUGGAAAAAGAAGAAAGUAUUGACUCAAAUAUUAUUAGCCCAGAGGAAAUCAUAUCAGAAAUCUCAAUUGAAUCACCAAUUCAGUCUAUAAAAAAUUAUAUUAAUGUGAAUUCCAAUCAUUCCAAAAACGAUGCACACGGCAUGAAUAAUAUCGAUGCUCCUGACGAGUCAUCUUCUCCAAAUAUUUUGCAAAAGACACCUCAAAGACUUUUUUCGUGCGUUAAGAACACCAGUAAUAAACUUUCUUUAAAACUAAAUAAAAAAGAAAAUUCUGUCACGAAGGCAAAAAAUGUUUUGCAAAGUAGUGCAAAAAAGAAGUGGAUGGUUGACAGACGUUUGUUUGGCGAAAGCAAAUUUGCUGUCAAAAAGAAAUCUAAAGAGCGUGUUUCUGAGAUAGUAUCUGAUUCCUGCCUUCGAAUAAAGCUAGGAAGCCCGGAAAAUGCACAAAUUGAUAAACAAAGCAUAAGCAAAGUCUUAUUAAAAGGAAAGUUAUCGCCAAAUUUUAAAGACUCUUUUAAUGAACCACCAAAUUUAAUUUCUGAAGAGAAAGUAAGUCGUUUAUCAAAGCAUUCAAAAAUUACUAAGUGUGGUAUUUCUGGUAAACAAAAAAAUCGAAUGCAAAAAUUAAAUCUCGGUGUAAAAUCACGUCGUCGAAAAGUUAAAGGCCAUUUGAAAGAUGAAACAUUUAAAACUAAGAGCAAAACAAAGCAAAUUGAUGUCACUCCAAAAAUUGAGCCUGUAUUUAUUACUAGACAUCCUCGUAAAUGUAAAGAAAAACUUGUUAAUGAUUCAAAAAAUCAAUGUAAUAACUCUCUUAAUUCAAAUAAAUCCUCAGAUCCAUAUAGUUCAGACGAUUCUGUUACAAUCAUUGACACCGUAAAGCCUGUAAAAAGUCCUCAUAAACACUCACAUAAGGAUAAAGGCAAACAUUUAAAAACUGAUUCUAAAAGGAAACAUUCUUCUAACCAUUUGUCACCGACUAAAAUUCCCUCUGAAGAUUUUAAUGAAGGAACUGCUGUGUCGCCUAGUAUUGGCAUUCCUAAAAUGAAAAUUUCGCUGAAAUGGUUAACUACACGUAAUAACGAGACAAGAGUUGUAGUCGUAAAUAAAGAGCUAAAAGGAUUAGAAGAUGGAAAUAAAAGUGAUAGUGACAGUGUUCAAGAAAUAUUUCGAUAUGAACCAGAACCACCAAAGACAAAAACCUUCAAAAGGAGAAGACUAUCAUCCAGUCACAAGAAAGACCAUCGUGCUGAAAAAUAUCUUCAACCAUCAAGCGAAAUAAAUGCUGCUUUUCAUGAUGAAUCUAAAAAGAUCGCACCUUUAAAAAUCAAUUUAGCAUCAUCUCGUGUGACUUGUGAAGAGGUGGAAAAAAUCAAAACAUUAACUUUGACACGAAAUCCAAACUCUAUUUCAAUUGGUGAAUAUACUAUUAAAAAAGAAAUCCUUAGUGAUGAAGAAACUCCUCAAAAUGAAAAUGACUUUGUUUUUCAACAAUCAGUCCAACCUAUUAAACGUGGCCGAGGAAGACCAAGGAAGGUACCUUCGUUGAAUAGUCCUGUGAUUGUUCAAAAAACUGCCUCCCCUCAGAAAGAUGUUUCACCUUUAAAAUUUCAGAGUUCAUUUUGUAUUGAUAAUUCAUCUCCCAACUCAAAAAUUCGUAUUUUGAAAAAGCCUGCUGCUGAAUGUGCAACCAAAAUUGACAACUCACUGCAUCCAGUUCCACAUGACUAUAAUAUUUCUACUUUUACACCUCAAAUUAUUGGUGGAGUUGUCAUCAAGCAAGAGGUAGAUUCGGAUGGUUAUGUUCAAGAAAUUAAAAUCCCUAAAAAACGUGGUCGUAAACCAGGCAAAGUUCAUAAACAAGAAUCUGCCUCAAGAACAUCAUUUGAAGUUAACAAUGAUAUGUACCCUGAUACAGAAACAUUAUCAAGUCCGAUCUUCAAACCAGCUAAUAGGGUAAUAACCAGAAGAGAGAGUUUACGACCCCGCCAUGAUGUAAAAUACUUCCCAACAGAUCAAAAUUCUGAUGAAGAAAAGGAAGAUCUUCAAAAAUCGCCAAGGAAAAGAUCACGUAAGAAUUCAGCUCCAGGAAAAAUAAGCUCAGAUUCAACUAAGGAUGCCAACUUCACUACUAAUUACAGGAGAUUGCAAGUUCAAAAUCUUUUGGAGAGUUGCAACUCUUUCUCCAUCAACUUGAAAAAGCUUUCUUCCACGGACAUUUCUAAUUUAACUACCUACAGAAAAGAAACUAAACCACAAAAUAUGACUUGCCAUAUUAAUAAAAUGCCCUCAAAUGACUCAGAUGUAGAAAUAAUAUCGGAGACUGUUGAUGAAAUCAAUAAAGUCAGUAGUUACAAAUAUUCAUCUGAACAUUUGUCGAAAAAAAUAAAUAUUCCUCAAUCAAAUGUGUCACCCCCAUUUGACAAUUUCUUACAGUAUGGAAAUACAUCUAACAUUCAACCUCUGUCCUCAAAUUUGUCUAGUAUACAAAAUAUGAAUAAUUAUUUUGAGCCUUUGGAACAGUCACCUAAAAUGAGGCCUUACAAUGGUUCUUCAACAAGUUUAGCUUAUGACCAAUCUCAACAGGAUGACUUAUUGCCCCCUUGGGAUAUGCAGCAAACUUACAGUGAUGAUCCUGUUAAGCAAGAAAUGUCUAGUCCAGUUGAUUCAAAUCCUGAUGUUUUGAAUUCAGCUUAUUUCUCUCCAUGUAAUUACAACAUACCGGAAUCAACUUUGGAGCAAGAGAAUGCUUGUAACUUUUCUCAAUCUCAACCUAACUUUGCUGAACAAAAUUAUAAUUAUGGUACCAGUGACAGGAAUUAUAGUUAUCUUCCGGAUUGUAUGAAUGAUAUGCCUAAGGCAUAUAAUGAUCUGAACAAUCAGACCUCUAUGGAAAAGUCAUUUACUUCUCAUCCUUCUAUCCCUAACAUCAACAACCCCAUUCUGAAUGAUAUUGAUCAAUUUAAUUUGUCUUGCAGUCCUACCUCUAAUCAUCCAUCUGCUUGUGAGGCAACCAAUGUAAAUAUGUUACAAAAGCCUAUAAAUUCUUUUGAAAGCAAUAAGAAAACUAUUCCUCAUUAUCCGUUGGAUCCGGGAUUCACCUCACAAAAUGUGCACAGCAAUAUUCCUGAAUAUAUGAGGAAAGGAUCACCCUCGUAUGAUCAUGUAAUGAAUAAUAUGAAUGAUCUUACUUCUAACAUAAGUUUUCAUAAUAGGCGUGAGGAGUCGAUAAAGGUAACAUCUGAUCAGCAACCAUUUACAAAUAAAGAUUGCAGAUUGAACUCUUCUCCACACAUAAGGCAUUUAUCAAAUCAUAUGCCUUUAGAAACCAGACCAUCUGACAAUAAUGAACUGUUUACAGCAAAUAAAAAUAAUGUAGGUAGUGUAUUAGAUUCAUCCCAUGAUGACUCCUCUUUUGAUAUAACAUCAGAUAAGAUGGACAUUUCUCCUGCUAGUGAUGCAUUUCUCAUGGAUGGUCAUGCAUUCUCAGAUAACCAGUCUUCACCUAAUGAAAACAAACUUACUGAUAGCCUACAAAUUCCACCUCGAAGCAAUGAAGGUAGUAUGAAUUUUUUCAACAGGAAUACUAUAAAAAACAAAGCUCAUCAAUUCGCUCAACCAAUUGUACCCAAUUUUGAAAACAAAAGCUCUCAUUUUGAAGUAAGAACUUUUGAUUUAUCAGAAGGUAUGAUUGAAAGCGAUUCAGAAUUGCAUCCAUUAGGCUCAAUCGGCCUGAAUCCUAUCGAAGAAUUCAAGAAUAACAUGACUCAAAAUUUGAGUAAUAGUAACAUAAUUACUAAUUGUAGUAGUUUUGGAGCUAAUAAUAUGAACUUUAUCCCUACUUUGCCUGUAAAACCCCUAGUUCCUACUUAUUAUCCGGAAGUCACAACAAAAACUUCACAACCACUUUAUCCACCUGCCAAUGAUGCUCUAAGUGCAGGUGAUUUUAUCGCUCGUCCGGAAACUGUAUCAGACGCAAAUGCUAUCAUCAACCCAAGUAAUGCAACUAGCCUUUUUGAGAUUCCAUAUAACUGUAACAUGAUUUCUGUUUGUGAUCCUUUAAGUGAAUAUUAUACAACUCAUUCUUCAGCAAAUCGUCCUAGCAUAAAUUUUGUGCCGACUGUGAUGGUUGCUGAACCAGCUACUCACCAGGUCAAUCUUCUUUAUAACACUGCCCCUAUCAUUGUUACUGGAAGCUCAGUAAAUGAAGAAACCUAUUCUCAAAGGAAUGAACUUGUUCAAAGCUGUUCUGUAAGUAGCACAUCUGAUACUGAUACUCCAAGUAAUGCUCAAUCCAUCAUACAACCUAAUGAGAAACUUGAUAUAUUAAGUGUGGCUGUGAAGGAAUGCAAUAUUGGGGAGGAAUAUGAUCCUGAUAAUGAACUGAUGGAAGAGGAUAAAACUGUUUAUUCUGAACCCGAUUUACAGGUUGGUCGGAAAGAUCAAUUUUACUUCAAAACAAACACACCAAACUGUAACUCUCCUGAUACUCUUUGUACAAAUCUUGAAACCACACCAAAAAAUAGUCCCUAUUCCCGUGAUAUGCAGAAGGAUUUUUUAGGGAGAACUCAACAUAAUUUUUCCCCUCAACUCAAUGAAACCAACACUAUAGAAAUAGAUCGGAAACACCCAAAUGAUUUUGGGGUGAUGGAAACUGCUGUUCCAUCACCCCAGAAAAAACAUAAACAUACCUUAGGCCUUGUCAGCAGCGUGCCGAAAAGUGUGUUAUGUGGUGAUAAACAAAAUCCCUCCCCUACUGAUGAAAUGGAAGUGCCAUUAAGUUUCUCAUCUAGUCAAAUUCCAUCCCCAGAACUUUUUAAUGAAGUAGAGCUACAUUCUAAGUUUGAUGGCAGUGAAAAUAAUUCUGAUGUCACCCACAACCCUUGUUUUCACUCUGAUGAACAGCAGCAUAAAAAUAGAGUUUUGAACAAUGAUUCCCAUAAAAACUGUGACAAAGUUAUUUGUACAUCUUCAACAAAGCACUCUCUGAAUCAAGAUAAAAUCCCUUCAAAAAACUCAAAACCUUUUUUAGGCAAGCAGUUAGCUAGUUUAGACAUAAAUCAAUUAAAAACUCAAAAUUUACUUACAUCUACACUUUUAAAGCAAAUUGAAAAACGUGUGUGUGAAGAAGAUAUUCUGAAGAUAAUCCAAAAAACUGGCUCUCCAGAAUUGUCUGAAAAUAUUGAAAAUUUAGUUUCAUUAAAACUUAGAAAAGCUUUUGAAAAUUCUGAUCUGAUUUUAAAAGAUAAGUUGAAGAGUGUUUUUGUGAAUAAUAAAAAUAUCUGCUUUCCUCUUUUUUCUCUAAAAAAUAAUCCUAAAUCUCCUUGCCCAUCUCCUGAUAGUCAGAAUGUUUUAAAAAAUGAUGAUGAGUCUAGUUCUUUCACUUAUAAUGACACUAUUCAGAGUUUUUAUGGUGAUGAAACAUUGUGUGAAUUAAAUUCAACUUUGACUUUUAACAGUAAUACACAAGUAGACAAUGAUGUGCACGAUAUUGAAGAAGUUACAAAUAAUAAUAAAAUGGAUGAUUUGAAAAAAAAUGAAAAAGACUUCAAUUCAACGUCCAUAAGCCCUAGCAUUUUACAACCAUCAGAGAAUCUCAAAGAACGAGGACUGAAUGAAUCCACUUUUGAUAAAUUCAUGUAUGUGUUUCCUAAAAAACCACCGAGACCCUCUGAAGUAAAAGAUUGGGCUACCAGUAGUGGUCAAAAUGAACGUAAAUUCAAAGAAGCCAUUAAUUUAGAAUCUCACGAUGAAGAGUCCAACUUUUCAGAGGAUUCUGUCACCGACGAUAUGAUGUAUCAACAUUCUAAUUUAAGCUCUGCAUCUAGUACAGAUAUCAAUGAAGAUUCUGUUGUAGCAGCGUCUUCAGAAAUGGAAGUAAAACGAGGCAGUGAUCUUCCUGACCAAGAAAUAUCAUCAGUUUCUAUCUUGAAACAACAUUCUACAAAUAAUUUAGAAUCCACGCCCUGUGUUAGCAGAAUGAAAAGAAGAACUUUGAUUCCUAAAGAAAUUGGCGUAUCUCCUAUUAACAAAAAUAGUUUGUUGACAAGAGAUGCAGAUAGGAAAAAAUGUUUAUUUCCUGAUGAAAUCCUUCCUAAUGAGAGACAUCAGAAAUUGAGCAAAACUGAACAUGAAACUUGGGAUAGAAAGCUCCGAAAUGAAAUGGACUUUCACCAUAAUGUAACAUCAUCCCAAAUUGAUGGACCAACACUUGACAAUUCUAAAGGUUUUAAAGUGAACAGUAUUAAUAUUGAAGAUGUAAAAGAAAAUCAUGAAGUUCAACUUCUGACAUUAAUGAGCUUAGAAAUUCACGUGAAUACAAGGCACGGUUACAUGCCUGAUCCUAGAUUCGACUCCAUUUCUGCAGUUUUUUAUUAUAUUUACUACGAUGCUGGUAUACAUGAGAAAAAGAUCCUUGGUGUAAUUCAUGUGGAUUCCCUGCAAAGUGAUUCAUCAGAGAGGGCAAUGUCUGAUUUAAAAAAUGUUCUGCAGUCUGAGAGAAAAGUACAUGAUUGUCAGUUUUUUUCUGUUCCUACUGAAAUGAUGCUUUUUGAAAAGUUGAUUAGCAUCAUCAGGGAAUGGGAUCCAGAUAUUUUAAUAGGUUAUGAAAUUCAAAUGACCUCUUGGGGUUAUCUGAAGAACAGAGCAGCAACUUUGAAUGUUAAUUUAAUUUCUUUACUGUCUCGCCUCUCUGCCAAGAAAGCAACCAAAGGAUCGAGCAUUGAAAUUGAUCCCACCGUAACCGAUCAGACUGCUGAUCUUGAUAGCCUAAUUAUACCUGGUAGAAUAGUGUUGAACGUGUGGCGUAUUAUGAGAAAGGAAAUUAAUUUAAAUACCUAUUCUUUUGAAAAUGUUUAUUUCCACGCCUUGCAUAGACGUACACCAAGGUAUACAUUUGACGACUUAACGUGUUGGUACCGAGGUAUGAAAAAGAGUUUUGUAGCCCGCUAUUAUGUAACGAGAGUCAUUGGCACGAUUCAGCUUUUGGAAAAGUUUGAUGUAGUGCGACGGACAAGUGAAUUGGCUCGUCUGUUUGGAAUUCAGUUUUAUGAUGUUCUUAGUCGGGGAUCUCAAUUCAGAGUUGAAUCUAUGAUGCUACGAACUGCCGGCCCUCUUCUUUAUGUUCCAGUGUCUCCUUCGUCAGUGCAACGCGCACAUUCUCGAGCUCUGGAGUGUGUGCCAUUAAUAUUAGAACCAGAAUCAAAUUUUUAUACUGAUCCUGUUGUGGUAUUAGAUUUUCAAUCUCUUUACCCCUCUAUGAUCAUUGCAUAUAACUACUGCUUUUCAACGUGCCUUGGUAGAUUGGAGCAUUUUGGUAAAAAUGUGCCUUUUGACUUUGGGUGCACCUCUUUAACUGUUCCACUUCCUAUGCUGCGCAAAUUAUGGAAAGAAAACAAUAUUCAUGUUUCUCCGACUGGCAUUGCUUUUGUUAAAGCUAAUGUGCGUAGAGGUGUUCUUCCGGUUAUGCUGGAAGAAAUCUUAAACACCCGAAUAAUGGUGAAACGCUCUCUAAAGAAGAAUAAGGAUAAUAUUUUUUUGAAAAAGCUUCUUGAUGCCAGACAACUUGGUUUAAAGCUAAUAGCAAAUGUAACAUAUGGUUAUACAGGAGCUAGUUUCUCAGGUAGAAUGCCUUGUGUUGAAGUAGCUGACAGUAUUGUUGGCAAAGGGAGGGAAACUCUUGAAAAUGCUAUUCAUAUUAUAGAAAACACUCCAAAAUGGGAAGCCAAGGUUGUUUAUGGUGAUACAGAUAGUCUUUUUAUCUUGCUGAAAGGAAGAAGUAAAGAUGAGGCAUUCAAGAUUGGCCAAGAGAUUGCAGACGUUGUAACUUUGACUAACCCUAAGCCAGUGAAAUUAAAGUUUGAAAAGGUUUAUUUACCCUGUGUUCUACAAACUAAAAAACGAUAUGUAGGAUAUAUGUAUGAAACUAUUGAUCAAAAAGUUCCUACUUAUGAUGCAAAAGGCAUUGAAACUGUACGGAGAGAUACUUGUCCUGCUACUGCCAAGAUUCUACAGAGAUCAUUAAAAAUUUUGUUUGAGACAUACAAUGUAUCAAUGGUUGAGAAGUAUGUUCAGAAACAAUUUUCCAGAAUUUUAAAAGAGCGUGUCAAUCUUUCUGAUUUUAUAUUUGCUAAAGAGUAUCGAGGAAUGAAUGGAUAUAGGCCUGGUGCUUGUGUUCCAGCAUUGGAAAUUGCCAAAAAAAGAUUAUCUAAAGACCCUCGAUCAGAGCCUAGAGUCGGAGAAAGAGUGCCCUAUGUGAUAGUGUAUGGUUUCCCUGGUAUGCCUAUCAUAAGAUUAGUCCGUGAACCAAUUGAACUUGUUAAGGAUAACAACCUACGUCUCAAUGCUACAUAUUAUAUUACACGUGUUAUCAUCCCACCUCUUGAAAGAGUAUUUAGUCUUAUAAAAGCUGAUGUGAAAGCAUGGUACACCAGCAUUGCUCACAAAAUCACUUUCAGUUUGCCCAUGGCUAGCGGACUCAAUCAAAACAAAGGUACACUCACUCAGUAUUUCAAAACUCAAAACUGCCCUUGUUGUUCUAAAACUACAACUUUGCCCAUUUGUGAAUACUGCCAAAAAGACCCACAAUGGACUGUAAUAACUUUGACUGAAAAAAUUAGAAAAUGGGAAAAGGCUGUGAUUCAAAUAAAUCAAAUCUGUGCCAGCUGUACCAAAUCCUUAUCCAGUGAUUGUGGUUGCAUUUCUGUUGAUUGUCCUGUUUUAUUUAAAUUGAAUUUGUCGAAAAGAGAUUUAUCUCAGGCACCUUACUUAAGAGGUUUAAUAAAUCAAGAACUAUUUUGAUGUGCAAUGGAUAAAUAAUUUUUAAAAAAAAUUGAAUAUCUGGUUAUAUUCAUUUCAUUGUAAAUUAGCAUAAGUGUAUUUUCACCAGUGUGUUUCAUAAUUCAUGUGUAAAUUUUUAUCAUUAUUUGUACAUAAUGGAUUCAGCUUAAAAGUGUACAGUCAUUUUUUAAAGAAAAAAUAUAUAUGUUAGAAAAUGUUUAUUUUUGAAAUGAAUUAUUUUGUCGAGUCCAUUUAAAACUUUAGAUCGAGAAUGGUGAUUUUAAACAAGUAACAGAGAUUUUAUGGGAGAUUUUUAAAGCAUUAUAUCAACACCAUCAUUAACUAAAUGAUGUUUGUUAUCUUCAGCAAAUGAUGUAUUGAUUUUAUUUUUUCUUUUGAAUUGUAUAUUUAUUAUUUUGUUAUCAUCUAAAAAUCAAUGAAGUAUGUUUUAUUUAUUUGUUAUCAAAAAUUAUACAUUUAUUUCAACAAAAAUAUAUUGUUUUUUUAUGGACUUGUGCAAGAAUUUUAAUUAAAAAUACAGUUCAUUGUGCUCAUAUAUUCAUCUUUUCAGCUGCAGCUUUUACUUAUAUGAAUCUCAAUAUUCAUAAAUACUUACUAGGGAAUCAUUAAUUUAACUUUUAUCAAAUUAAUUAGCUAGUUGUGUGCUAUGUACUAUUUUAAUUUUUUUUUGUGAUGAGUAGAAUUGAUUUUGUAAAAUCUUUGUUGAAAAUUACUAUAAUUUUGAUGGUGUUGAUUAUCUAUACGUACUGAAUUUGUAUCAAUUAAAAUUGUUUUAAAACAUA
Molecule: messenger RNA, 15244 nt
Organism: Parasteatoda tepidariorum (common house spider)
Lineage: Eukaryota; Metazoa; Arthropoda; Arachnida; Araneae; Theridiidae
Gene: PolZ1
Product: DNA polymerase zeta catalytic subunit
Biological process (GO): error-prone translesion synthesis; double-strand break repair via homologous recombination
Cellular component (GO): zeta DNA polymerase complex; nucleus
Molecular function (GO): nucleotide binding; DNA binding; DNA-directed DNA polymerase activity
Source: RefSeq, a predicted model, not a curated record